AUGCCUGCCCCAUCCCCCAUCGAGGACCACUCGUUCAACAUCAUGGGCGCCCACCUCCCUCGCAUGUCCAACCUCAUCCACUCGCUCUGCCACGGCGACCGCCUGGGACGCAACGAGGACAUGCCGUGCAUCGCCUGGAAGGACGACAUGGCCGACAAGGUCUGGAAGUGCUGGUACUGCCUGCAGCGAUGCUCCCCUUAG
Messenger RNA from Apiotrichum porosum, 201 nucleotides. RefSeq lists its product as uncharacterized. NCBI's taxonomy places the organism in Eukaryota, Fungi, Basidiomycota, Tremellomycetes, Trichosporonales, Trichosporonaceae. The record is from RefSeq and is a predicted model, not a curated record. The coding region runs from base 1 to 201 and encodes 66 amino acids. The transcript has 2 exons.